Bombyx mori (domestic silkworm) is the source of this 3175-nucleotide messenger RNA. RefSeq lists its product as uncharacterized. The transcript is spliced from 2 exons. The record is from RefSeq and is a predicted model, not a curated record. Lineage: Eukaryota; Metazoa; Arthropoda; Insecta; Lepidoptera; Bombycidae. The coding region runs from base 834 to 1367 and encodes 177 amino acids. Gene Ontology annotation, molecular function: DNA binding.
CAACGCGUUAUUUUGUUAAUAUUAUUUCAAUAAAUAAUAAAUAAAUUAAUAUGUAAUUAUCCGUGGUGUAAACUUGAAACUGAGUACUCGCAUACAGAGACUCGAGACAUCGUAAAGUAACUGUAAGGUCAGUUCUGUUAUAAAAGUACUGCCCAUUUCGAAACUAAAAGUGAUUUCAAUAUGUAGACCACUUUUACAGUCCCAAACUUGUCUCCGUUACGGUCGAAGCUUGUUUACGGAUACAAUAUAGUUACUGGCGAUCACCGUGAUCGAAUUUAAAUUUUAUGAAUUAAUAUAUUAGCAUACUUAUUUGUUUGAGUUAUCAAAAGAUCAUGUUUCUAUCAAAGUUUUAUGGUACUUAUAAAUAAAACUAUUACAUUUAACAUUAGUGUUUAACAUUUCGUUAAUGUACCAAUUUACAAAUGCAUGUUGUGAGCAAUUAAUACAACUUAAAUUAUUUUAGCGUAACACCGAACAACAUUAAGAUAUGAACGCUAAGUGAAUGCGAAAUAAACGAAAACACGAUUGUGUCAUUCCUAACAAUUGACUAUUUCAAGAUGAUAACUUUGAAUAAUAUUUUAAUUUGACCAUUAUAACCUACUAGUUUAAUAAUAAAUGUUUUUUUUUCACCUCGUGUUGGCAUUGAUCGCGGUUCACAGAACCGGUAAGACUGCGGUUACCCUUCGCCGAGAAUUCAAACAUGUCGGAACACCAACUAGCUAUGUAUAUGUUCCUCUUUUAAUUGUUUUAAAAUUAAAUACGUUUGUGGCAAAACGUCAAAAAUAUAUCUCUUUGCGCUUGUCAUUCUGACUUUGUCUCCUUGACACGUUUCGAUGACUAAUUUAACUCAAACGAAGCAGAUGAUAAGUAUGGUCAGAAAAUACGAAAGAAUGAGCGGCCGUCAGUCCUGGAAUGAAGAAGAUAUGGCAAAGGCUGUCGCCGCUGUCGUCUCAGGUAAGAUGGGCUACAAGUUGGCAUCCAGGACCUACCAUAUACCGCGGUCUACUCUCCAGCGACGCGCCAGCAAGAUACGGUAUCAGCAACCAGACGAACCCAAGCCACUAAUGGGGCACUACAGAAGGGUGUUCACUGAUAGUCAAGAGAAAGACUUAGUUGGCUAUAUCAAAAGUAUGGAAAAGUACUUUAUGGGAGUCUCCCGAAGGGACAUCAGAGAACUGGCAUUUCAAUACGCCGAAGACAACCAUCUAAACCAUCCCUUCGAUGUAAACAGCCGAAUGGCCGGAGAAGAUUGGGUGCGAAACUUCCUGAAGCGCAAUCCAGAACUCUUGGAUAGAUCCGACCACGAGAACAUCCUAGAACCGGUUAAUUUUGACCAAUUCUAUCAUUUCAUGUGUCAACUAUCAUGAUAGCUCAUUAUAAAUUUAUAGGUGAUAAUAGAUUUAAGUAAUAGAUCAGAUUUUUUUACGCGCAUUCAAGAUUCUUGCUACUCUGUACGUGUCUGUUCAAUUUGGAUUCUUUAAUACAUAAAUUACAAUUUCGAAUAGCUGUAAGUUGAUAUGUCGUAGACGCACAGUUCAUGUAUCAGUGAUAUAUUCUUUAGCACAAACUUGAUUAAAUUGAAAACGAACAACAAAAUGAUGUAAUGUAUCGGCUGAAGAGAUUUUACAAUGAUAUUUACAAAGUAGCUAGCUAGAGCCAAGCUCGAAAAUCAAGUUACCUUGGAUAUUUACCUUGACUUUUAUUUGGACCAAGUAGGUAUUUUAUUUGUACUACUUACUCAGAGUUGUCUGUCGCAAAGCAAGGGCCUGUGUGCGUCAUGUCCUUGAACUCUGUACCCUGACUACGGCCCGGUACUCACGAAAAAGAAGUACUUACGUAGUCUAUAACUGGUGACGUUAUAUUAUGCACUUGUAUAGUGAAAAAAAAACUAUUUAUAUUAAAUUUAACAUGCUAAAUUUAAGGGCUGUGAUAAAAAAAAAGAAUGGUGUAUUUUUGGGAAUCAUAUCGCAUAGUCGCGUUGGUGUUUUGUAUUAAAUAUAGUUGAUAUUGUUAUAAUGAUAACUUUAAUAUUUCGUAUGUUUUUAGUUCGCUGAUUCGAUUAAAUUUGAUAUUAAUAUCAAAAAAAGAACACUGUAGGUUGCGAAUUAGGCAAAUACAUUCUGAAUAUUUAUAUAGGCAUAAUAGGCAACCAGACAUCAAUCUACACCCAUCAAAAAAGGUACAGUUAUAUCAAGACUCACUACUUUAGUGAUGUAUUAUUAAUGAUUCAAAUUUUAUCACCUCAAACUGAUUAAUAGGAUAUAGGCAAUGCUAAUGUUUCUUUUUCAACGAUGACCGCUCGAUGUCAUGUGGGUCAUCUGUAUACAAACACAGUAAAAAAAAUGCCAAUAGUCCGCUUAGUACUAAAAUCGUGAACAUUAUUCACAUGAAAAUUAAUAAACUGCACAAGUACUAAUCUCUAUUCAAGUACAUUUAAAUAACUUGCUCCAAUUUCGAGCGUGUAGAUAUUGUAACUAUUGUUUUUGUUUUAAAGACGGCAUUCUUGAAACUGAAAAAUUAACAUUAGAAUUUAAAUUUUAUUACAAGUCGAAUGGUAUAUUUUGUAACCUUUUGCCUAUAUAAAACAUUAACUUUAAUUGUACAAACAAAGUUGGUAUUUCUAAUUUUUGUUUUGAACACCUACGGGCGAAUAUUUUGAAAUUUUCAUGAGUGUAAAAACAUAAAAAAAAGUACUACGAAUAAUAAGUGUGUGUUUUAAAAAUGGUUUUAAAAUUAAAGAAUGAAUAACUUCUCAAUUUACAACCAUGUUUAUUAAUAUUAUUUGGUUUAUUAAAAAGUAAUAAAGGUGACUGGUUAAAUUGGCUAUAAGAGGGUCUAAGGUUACCUUGGGUGUUUUUCCAAAUUUUUUAUUAUUUAUUUAUGUAUAAUUUUUAAGAGAAACGAUCCAUUUAAACUAUUUCGUUACCUGAUUUUAAUUGUUGAUCUCCUUAAUUAAGUUCGAAAUAGCAAAAGUGAUUUGUAUAUUUAUUUAGGCCAUGAGUUAUUAAUGUUGUUGGAUUUAUUAAAGAAAUUUUAAAAUGUUUGAAUACAUAAUAUUGUUUUAUGCCAAACCAUGUUAUAAUUAUUGUGAGAUUUAUUUUCUUAUUAGAUGUCUAAUAUAUUCCUAAGUACUUAGUGUAAUUGAUUAAAUAUUUCAAUAAAGUGGUCUAUCAUU